Molecule: messenger RNA, 599 nt
Organism: Manis javanica (Malayan pangolin)
Lineage: Eukaryota; Metazoa; Chordata; Mammalia; Pholidota; Manidae
Gene: POLR2F
Product: RNA polymerase II, I and III subunit F
Biological process (GO): tRNA transcription by RNA polymerase III; transcription by RNA polymerase II; transcription by RNA polymerase I
Cellular component (GO): RNA polymerase I complex; nucleus; RNA polymerase II, core complex
Molecular function (GO): DNA binding
Source: RefSeq, a predicted model, not a curated record
UUUCCUCUGGGUCACAGCGCAGGCGCAUAGGAUGUGUGGCGCCGCGCGAGGUGUAGUGUGUCGCCUCGGGCAUCUCCUCGCGGCUCUGCGGAGCUGAGCAGGGUCGCCGCGGCGUGGGCAUCAUGUCAGACAACGAAGACAAUUUUGAUGGUGACGACUUUGAUGAUGUGGAGGAGGAUGAAGGACUAGGUGACUUGGAGAAUGCCGAGGAGGAGGGCCAGGAGAAUGUUGAGAUCCUCCCCUCUGGAGAGCGACCACAGGCCAACCAGAAGCGAAUCACCACACCAUACAUGACCAAAUAUGAGCGAGCCCGUGUGCUGGGCACCAGAGCUCUCCAGAUUGCGAUGUGUGCCCCCGUGAUGGUGGAGUUGGAGGGGGAGACAGAUCCCUUGCUCAUCGCCAUGAAAGAGCUCAAGGCCCGAAAGAUCCCCAUCAUCAUUCGCCGCUACCUGCCAGAUGGGAGCUAUGAAGACUGGGGGGUAGACGAGCUCAUCAUCACUGACUGAGCUGCAGUCAUCUUCCUGACUGGGCCUCACCCCCAGGGUCUCUUCUCAUAUUCUUUAUAUGUGUAAAUAAUAAACUGUUAAGCCUUCCCACCC